AUGGCUGAUCGCAGACGCAAGAAAUGCCAGUGUGCCGCCAUAUUCGAAAGCACGAGGAAGGCAUUCCAUGCGGAUGUGUCGUGGGAUCUCCUCCCUGGGCGUCUGAUUGCGAGGGGCUUCGAGGUUGCGGAUCAGGGUGAACUUGCACUUUUUGCUAUGUGGAGCGCGCCUCGCAAUGUGGAUCAUCACACACGGGGCUGGCACGGCGUGAUCGAUCCUGAGCGCCGGGGCGUCAUCGAGCAGUGCCCCCCCAGUUCCGUUCGGGAACUAACUGACAAAGCACGAUUGGCUGACUAUCUUCUCGAAAACGGUUUUUUGGAUUUUGCGCCUGUUACAAUGAUGAGUAAGCAAGAGCUUAGCUCGUCCAGCUGCGGUCAGGACAUGGAUGAGAGCGGUGUAUGGUUUCUGAAGCACGUCUUGAUGGCGCGUAAUGAAGGAGUGACGGUGCACAAGAAUCGCGAUGCGUGCCUUGAGGCAUGGCUGGCAGUGCCAGAAGCUGAGUGUGGAAAUUAUUUGGCUCAGCAGGGAGUGCCGCGGUUGUUGCUCGACCAAACUGGGCGAAAAGUAACGUUGCGUCUGUACAUCUUGAUAAUGGCGCAUCUUCAACACGCGGUACCCUUCGCUUCAGCAUUUGUGCGCCGCGAUUUUGCUUGUCGCGUACACCCUGACACUUUCGACCCUGAGGAUCCAGAUCCAGAGAAACAUGUUACAUCGACGCUUGGAGUGGCAGGCGUUCAGUACUUGUCUGGAGCCGACUGGGCCCACUGCGCAAGCGUUUGGCCAAACAUUCGACAGAUGAUGUCAGAAUGCCUCCAGCCAUUCCUGGUUUCUUUUGCUGCAAGUGAGAGGCGAGUAGUCGAUGGCCCUGCUGGUGCUCGGUCGCUGACAUUCGAUCUGCUCGGUGCCGACGUGGUCGUUGAUGCAGAUUUCAAGCCAUGGCUUCUUGAGUUCAAUCGCAUGCCGCAGCUUGCUGCGGUGCCUGGCCACACCUUGAUCAGCUCUGCAAGAGAAGCGGUCAUAGAAGAUAUGCUCGGUGCGGUCUUGGAUCAAGUGAUGAAGGCAAGAUGCCUAUGCAGUGCGCCUCAAGACUUUCCGGAGGCAUGGGAUUGUGUAGCUAAAUCGUGUGACUAA
Prorocentrum cordatum is the source of this 1131-nucleotide messenger RNA. Lineage: Eukaryota; Dinophyceae; Prorocentrales; Prorocentraceae. The record is from the annotation of a GenBank genome assembly.